Colossoma macropomum (tambaqui) is the source of this 4437-nucleotide messenger RNA. RefSeq names its product zinc finger protein 239-like. Bases 322 to 1341 code for a protein of 339 amino acids. The record is from RefSeq and is a predicted model, not a curated record. The transcript has 3 exons. Lineage: Eukaryota; Metazoa; Chordata; Actinopteri; Characiformes; Serrasalmidae.
GAAAAAUAACGCCCUCAGAUCCACAGCGGAGACGUCAACUGGGGGCGCUAGUUCUAUACCGGCGGUUCUCUCAAGACAAUAAAGUGUGGAGGAAGAAGAGCUGCGCGGUUUUAGAGGGAAACAGGAGCUGAUCUGCUGAAGAAAUAGAGAGAAACAGGAGCUGAUCUGCAGGACAGAGAGAGAGAGACACACACACGUCGUAGGUCCUUUAGAGAAUGAUCUCCUGCUCUAACUGACCAAGUGCUUUCCUGCACAUAUCGAAGCAACAUCCACAAACACAUCAAGAAGCUGCUAAAAUUAAUAAAGACUGAGUGUGAGAAUAUGAUGUCUAGAAGCUCCAGUACUCAGAAAGCGUCCUCUGCUGCUGAUCUCCACAUGAACUCACCUCGCAAACCAACACAAAAGAUUACAGGCAAAAACAGAGCUCACUACUGCUCAGAGUGUGGUAAGAGUUUUAGAACACCGAGUCAUCUCCAAAUACACCAGCGGUUUCACACAAGAGAGAAGCAGUUUCACUGCUCAGACUGUGGAAAGAGUUUCACUGUAUUGAGUCAUCUCAAAACACACCAGCGCAUUCACACAGGAGAGAAACCGUAUCACUGCUCAGAGUGUGGGAAGAGUUUUACAGAAGGUGGUACCCUCAAGAAACACCAGCGCAUUCACACAGGAGAGAAACCAUAUCACUGUUCAGAGUGUGGGAAGAGAUUUAGUCAACAGAGUCAUCUCCAAUCACAUCAGCGCAUUCACACAAGAGAGAAACCAUAUCACUGUCCAGAGUGUGGAAAGAGUUUCACUAUACAGGGUAGUCUUCAAAGACAUCAGCGGAUUCACACAGGAGAGAAACCGUAUCACUGCUCAGACUGUGGAAAGAGUUUUAGUCAACAGAAUCAUCUCCAAAUACACCAGCGCAUUCACACAGGAGAGAAACCAUAUCACUGCUCAGACUGUGGACAGAGUUUUAGAGAAAGUAGUGACCUCAGAAUACACCAGCGCAUUCACACAAGAGAGAAACCGUAUCACUGUUCAGAGUGUGGGAAGAGUUUUAUUCAACACAAUCAUCUCCAAUCACAUCAGCGCAUUCACACAGGAGAGAAACCGUAUUACUGUUCAGAAUGUGGGAAGAGUUUUGCUGCACAAAAUAGUCUCCAAAUACAUCAGCGCAUUCACACAGGAGAGAAACCGUAUUACUGCUCAAAGUGUGGGAAGAGUUUUGCUGUACAGAGCAAUCUUCAAAGACAUCAGCGCAUUCACACAGGACAGAAACCGUAUUACUGCUUUGAAUGUGGGAAGAGUUUUAGAGAAAGUGGUGCCCUCAAGACUCACCAGCGGAUUCACACCUGAAAGAAACUGCAUAAUUGCUCAGUGUGGGAGGAGCUUCAGUCUUUCAAAUUCUAAGACACAUGCAUGAUUUGAUGUUUCAAAACCCCCUUAUGAUUAAGGGACACAACAGACUGUGUACUCUGCCUGGGAAAGGGUUACCUGGACCUACCCCCGGAGCCAGGACUAGGGGUAAAAUACCUUGGCAAGCACCUGGUGGCUGGGGAGCCCACGUCACCUGGCCAGGCUCAGCCAAAAAUGCAAUGUGGGGGGACCAAGUGACACAAGAUUCAGCAUGGAAGACCAGUGCAGUGCCAUAUAGGCGGUCGGAGAUGGCAGGGAGAACCUUGGUGCCACGGACCCCUGCGCUGGAAACUGGCUCUUGGCAUGCGGAAUGUAACCUCACUGGGGGAAAGAGCCAGAGCUUGUGCAGAAGGUUGAGAGGUACCAAGUAGAUAUCGCUGGGCUCAUCUCCACCCACAACGCUUGCUCUGGAACCAAACUCCUUGAUAGGGGAUGGUCCCUCUCCUACUCAGGAGUUGCACAGAGUGAGAGGCAGUGGGUGGGUGUUGGGAUAUUCACAAGUCACCAUCUGGCUGCCGUGCAAUUGGAGUUUGUCCCGGUGGACAAGAGGGUUGCCUCAUUGCAAAUUAAAAUCACAAGGAGGAAAACUCUGACUGUGUGUGCUUAUGCACCAAAUAACAGUUUGGAGUAUUCAGCCUUCUUGGAGCGAGUGAGUGGGGUUCUGGAAAGGGCCCCACCCACAGACUCCAUAGUCUUGCUUGGAGACUUCAGUGCUCAUGUUUGCAAUGACUGGGAACCCUGGAGGGGGUGAUAGGGAUCAGGGCCUGCAUGAUCUAAACUUGAAUGGUGAAUUGUUAUUGGACUUCUGUGUUAGUCAUGGAUUGUCCAUAACGAACACCAAGUUUGAACACAAGCACAUUCAUAAUUGUACUUGAUACCAGAGCUUCUUGGAUCAAAGGUCAGUGAUCGUCAUUGCUGUUUUCUAUUACCAUUGCUGCAUUAAAUUAAACCCAGAAUAAGACACAAAAAGCCACAGUAGAUGAUGUGACUUACUCUAAAAAAAAAAAAAACGUGUAACACAAACACAAGAUUUUAGAUAAACAGAUGUGUUAAUGGCCUGAUACCUCAGUCAGUGCUAUAGAUGAAUCUUUUCACCUUAUAUUUUUCAGCUUAAAAUAGCUUUCUCGGUUUUGUUUGGAUUUCCCAAUAUUUGAGUCUUUGGAUUACUGGCUCAUGGAUUUUGUUUAAAAUGCUUGUUGAUGGAUGCAUGUACCUCUGCCUCGUCCAAAAUGUCAGCAUCAAUGCUGAAUGCAAUUUGAGUGUUGCUGUUCAGGUCACAGGGCCACAAAUCAGAUAUGUAUGUGAUCCAGAAUUAAAAACAAUCUUGCAAAGGCUGACAUUAUAGAUCAGGCCUCUCAGUCAUCAACCCAAGAACAACCUUGAAUGUAAAUAAAAAGUUUUUGCCUGCUUAUUCUAUCCAAGGUUGGCAUGGUGAUUUGUUCUGAGCUGCUGUGACACCAUAUAUACACACGUGGACAAAAUUGUUGGUACCCUUCUAUUAAAGAAAGAAAAACCCACAGUGGUCACUGAAAUAACUUGAAACUGACAGAAAUAAUAAUAAAUAAAAAUUUACUGAAAAUCAGCUAAUGAAAAUCAGACAUUGCUUUUGACUUGUGUUUCAACAGAGUAAUUAAAAAAAAAAACUAAUGAAACUGGUCUGGACAAAAAUGGUGGUACCCUAGAAAAGAUUAAAAAUAAUUUGACCAUAGGGCCAUGUUAAACUAAGGUGUGUCCUGUAAUUAGCAUCACAGGUGUCUUCAAACUUGUAAUCAGUCAGUCUGCCUAUUUAAAGGGUGAAAAGUAGUCACUGUGCUCUUUGGUAUCAUGGUGUGUACCACACUGAACAUGGACUACAGAAAGCUAAGGAGAGAGUUGUUUCAAGAGAUUAAAAAGAAAAUUAUAGACAAACAUGUUGAAGGUAAAGGCUGUAAGACCAUCUCCAAGCAGCAUGAUGUUCCUGUUGCUACAGUUGCACAUAUUAUUCAGAAGUUUAUGAAGAAUGGCGAAGAGCAAAGCAUUGGACUAUUCUGAAGUGGCCUUCUAUGAGCCCUGAUCUAAAUCCUAUUGAACAUCUGUGGAAGGAGCUGAAACAUGCAGUCUGGACUAGGCACCCUUCAAACCUGAGACAGCUGGAGCAGUUUGCUCACAAGGAGUGGGCCAAAAUACUUGUGGACAGGGUGCAGAAGUCUCAUUGAGAGUUACAGAAAUCGCUUGAUUGCAGUGAUUGCCUCAAAAGAUUGUGCAACAAAACAUUAAGUUAAGGGUACCAUCAUUUUUGUCCUGGCCAGUUUUGUUAGUUUGUUUUUUAAAAUUAUUCUGUUGAACCAUUUAUUUUUACUUGUAUCAGUUUUAAGUUAUUUCAGUGACCAUUGUGGGUUUUUCUUUCUUUAACGGAAGGGUACUAACAAUUUUGUCCAUGUGUGCAUUACCCAUAAGUUCAGAACUCUGUUGUCUCUUGUGUUCAAGGAAUGUGCUGGGUUGUGACAAAUCAGCGUCUUCUUAUACAUUAGGCCUAGGUUUUAUCUUUGUUUCCUCAACCGAUUUAUUAUGCAUAUAUGUUAAAACUUUUGUUUUUUUAUGUUACAGUUAUUUGUAACUGUUCUGUUGGCCAAUGAUAUGUACAACUCCACUUUUGGGGACUGUAUAACCUUAUUUAAUUUGGCCUUUCUGGAUUCAUUCUUCUUCCCAGCUGUGACUUUAAAUAAACAUAUUACUUUAAUUUAAUUGUUACUCUGUGGUAUGCUUUAGUAGAGAUGGCCACUGCAAUGUACAUUUUGCAUUAUUUUUGUCUUUUUAUUACUUUAAUUAAAUUUUGUGAGUUAUUAGUUGUGUAUGUAUCUUGUAGCAGAGAUUUAAAUAGACUAGGACAAUCACUAUGAGUAAUCAAAUUUCCUUCAGAUGUUUAAAAAAAAGCUUCUAUAAUUCUGUUUCCGUGGUUUAGUCUUCUUAGUGUUAACCAUCAAGUGUACCUCAAAUAUUUUUAUAAUAAAUUGAUUUCUGUUGUUGCAUACUGUUAAUAAACUGUCUCAUUGUUAA